Diorhabda carinulata is the source of this 5629-nucleotide messenger RNA. Its product is annotated as protein FAM151B. Bases 259 to 1083 code for a protein of 274 amino acids. The record is from RefSeq and is a predicted model, not a curated record. The transcript has 5 exons. Lineage: Eukaryota; Metazoa; Arthropoda; Insecta; Coleoptera; Chrysomelidae.
AUUCUUAAUACCUAAUUUCUAUAUAAUGUUUUCUAUAAACAUCUGAAUCAAUAUUUGAAUACGCCUCGUACAUUCUUAUGACGACGUAUUGUAAAUGGAAUUGUGCAUCGAAUGGGUACUAAUUAACUUCAUAAAAAUAAUGGUGUGUAGAUUAAGCAAUGAAAACAAUAAUUUAUCGCUGGUGAUUUCAUGGACUAGACCAUAAAAAGAAUAAUUUUAAUCAUUAGAUGUCGGAUAAGUACAACCAUUUAUAGAAUCAUGUCCAAUGCAGAUAUCAAUAGAUUUUUUCCUCAAAUAAAGGGCGAUCUUAGUAAUGUUAUUUGGGCACAUGCAGUUAAUAGCCAAGCAUAUCUUCAAAACACCCUUCAGAACGAUGAAGUAAUGAUGAUAGAAGCUGAUGUGGUUUAUGGUUAUUUGACUGAUUCUCCAAAUAAAAUGGCUGUAAUGGCACAUUCGAUAGAUGAUACAUCAGAUUUAUCUUUAAAUAUGUUUUUACAAGAAAUAGAUGAUUUUAAUGAUAAAUCUGAUAUAUUGAUUGGAAAAGGAAAGGGAUUAAAACUUGAUUUCAAAAGUUUAGAUGCAGUAGAAGCAUCUUUGGAUUCCAUUUUAAAAUAUAAUAAGGGAAAGUAUCCAUUUUGGUUGAAUGCGGACAUAUUGCCCGGCCCUAAUUAUGACAAAAAUGAAUUUAUAAAAGUGAAUCCUGUAGAUGCUGAAGGAUUCUUAUCUGCUGUAAAAAAAUUCCAGUAUUCUAUAUUAUCUCUUGGAUGGACGACAAAACUAAGUAAUGCAAAUCAGAAUUAUUCACAGAAAUAUAUAAAAGAAAUGCUAGAAGUAAUCGAAAAGAAUAAGGUAAGCAACGAAUUAACUUUCGCUGUUCGAGCUGGUCUAGUGGCCAAUAGUUUACCGGAAAUGAAAGAAUUGUUGCUAAAUGACAAUUCCACUUUGACGAUUUGGUCAUCUCAGGACGAUUAUCCAGGAAAAGUUAAUGUAGAGAAUUUGAGGAAAGUUAUUUCGGAUAUUGGUGUAUUGAAAAUUUUUAUAGACGUACCGCAUAAUUUAAGAGAGGCAUUACAUUUAAAAUAACGAUGUUAAGCAUAGCAUACAUUGAAGACUCUCUAGAGACACACCGUUAAUCGGGAUUAACUGAAUAAGAUCAUCGAUUUACACUCAUUUCUUUCUCUAAACGACUGCAUCAUGUAACAUAUAUCCAUUUCUGUACUCAUUGUAUACUUUAUUUAUUCAUCUACGAAUUGUAACUACAUUACAUCCUUAUGUAAGUUACAUAUGGGAGAUACAUAUAUUUAGAUGUUUCAGGAUAAUGUUAUUGCUUUGUUCAGUGAAAGGUAUCCAAAUAACAGCUUGAUGUAUCAUCGAAAGAUUUUUUACAAUAGGAAGCAUUCAUUAUAAGAAGAAAGACUCCAGGUCUAGGUACUUUAGUUGAUUCACAUUCAAUGAAUGCAGAUUCCAAAAUUUCAUUAUGAAAUCGAAUUUACAGAGAAUUCAUACAGCAAACACAGUCAAAAUCUGUCGCACUUUAGAAUAACAUAAUGAAGUAAGGUGAUUGUAGUUCUGUUUGUAUUUUGGGAGUUUAGUUUUAGAAAGGAAAAAUUCUCAUAAAUAGUAUUCCUUUUCUCAAAACUGUCGAUAUUAGGAGCGGAAGAAAUUCCUAUUUUCUAAUGAAAGCAAGUUUAAAAAAAACUGAAUGGUGCGAACUUAUAGAAAUCAUCGGACUUUUUUGCUGUCUUAAUAAUUCUAUCUAAAGAAUUACUGAUUGGGUAAAAAAUCAGUUCGGUGAAAUAUGAUUUGAAAGCAUGGGGAAGGGUAAAGCAAAUAGUUUAUCGAGGACAUAUUUCAUAUGAUAGUGAACUUAGUGGAGUCUAAAGCCGAGUUUACAUGUGUUAAGUAGCUAAAGCAAGUUACUAAAUCGAGUAGCUAAAUUUAGUUACUUGUACGAUGAAAACAACUUGAUUUAGUACUUGCACAAGUACCUAAUUUAGUAAACUGUUUAGUCAAUUGAAUAGAAACAAUUUCUAUUACUUGAGCAAGUAGUUUCUCCCACCACUGCUUCCGGCAACUAAAACGCCGACUAAACCAGUGUAGACAUAUUGGUUUAGUCUAGUUCAUUAGUACAUAGAGAGUAUUUGAUUUGGUAACGCUUAUUUUUAUUUUUCUUCAAUUCUUCUGCAAGUGUUUCUGAUAAUUCACCACAUAUGUCCGAGAUACAAUGCCGUGUUGCAGCGCGUAUUUUUUCAGCCAUGUUUAAUUCCACAGUACUAAAUGACAACUAAAAUUUGAUUUGAUCUUAACGCUACCACGGUCGCUGACCACAGGAACAAGGUAAUUACCUCUUCAAUCGUCAAAUUCUCAGUCGGAAAUAUCACGACUUCCGCAAAUAUAAAAUUUAAAAAUUUAUGUUCAAAUCCAUAAUGAAAAAUUCUACAUCGUUUGACAGUCACACGUCAUGACGACAAUCUAGCCAGGUGCACCAAUAGCUCAAUUUCAAAAACACCAGCUAACAAAUCACUCCUCAAAACAACCUUUCAACAGACUGAACAACCAAAAAUCAAUAUCCGCAAAAUUUACAAAAUACUGCACGAAAAACUUCGUGAACAGUUAACUAGAUGCUGCUCUUACAAGCAACAUAAUUCCGCAACCAGUUAUACCACGUCUGGCAAAUUUCUAAUAACGCUUCCGUCCUGUAGGACAAUACUUAACCUCAAAAGAAAAUAAACCAAACAUUCAAUUUGUUUAUAUAAAAAUAGUUCAACAAAAGGACAAAUUAAACUGUGCUAAAUAACUUAAAUUCCAGGAACCCAGUAUGUCACCAAUAAGUACAUACAAAACUACAAAAGAGAUAUGAAGUAUAAUAUGUAAAUAUUUCUACUCAAAGAUAAUAUGACAAAAUAUCUUUUAAAGAUAAUUAUUAACAAAAAAAAGUUGGUAGGUUUAUAUCGUAUAAUGGGCGGUGUGAAUAAAAACGAGUACGAGGAGUAUUUACUUACAAGUAAAGUGUAACGAGUAUUUAAACUCCAAGUAAGCCGAUGUGAAUAAAGCGUCGAGUUUACUUGUGACCAUGUACUCGCCAACCUGAGGGUAUACUAGCAAGUAUUUACUCGCAAGACAACUGAAUUCACAAGAAAGGCAAGUAAAUACUUGUAGCGCCACACAGACUACGCAUCAUUUCCUGUUGUGACUUGUUCUGUUUUCGCCGCUAAACUAACUUUGACUCCCCGUCAAAGUAGUGUGACAUCCGGUUGUGACAAUAGAGCUAUUUUUGUAGCGUUAAUGAAAGACUUUAAUGUUGUGCUAAAUAAAUCUAUGUUGCCUAAAGUUGCAUCUGCUAAAGAGAAGGCAUGGGGAUGUUAAGCCGACCAGUUUUCGAAAAACGUUGGGAAGCAAACUAGUGUUGGACAGUUAAAAAAGCUAUUGAACAAUAUGAAAACCGCAGUCAAGAAAAAAACUGAUGUCAACGCAACUGGAAAUAAACCAAUAAAAUUGUUGUCAUGGGAGGCAGAUUUCCUAAAAAUUUGCGAUUCAAACGAGAACCCAGUUUAUUGCAAAAUACCUGGUGCUUCAUGCGUUGGAUUGGGAGCAAGUUCUACGUCGCCAUUGCCUGAACUCAAUGAGGAGAAUGAGAAUAGGGAAGACGAAGAUGAUCCCGUUGACAUGCUAGCAUCAAACCAGCCCAUCACACCAGUGACUUGCAUACGUAAGAGCGAUGCGACGAAGUUAAGAAAAGAUAAGAAAUUGAAACUCUCAGCUGAAACUGAAUAGACGUCAAAGUUGACAGCUGGUGAGCUGCAGCGUUUAUUAUUACUUGAACAAAUUAAGCUAACAAGACUUCAGGCUGAACGUGAACAACUGAUGAUAACGGAGUUGAACCUAAAAUAAAAAUAAUAAAAUAAAUAAAAAACAAAAAUGAAAUAUGUAUAUAAUAUACGUCACGUACAAAGUCACGUGACGUACGUCACGUACGCAGCUGUACACAGUUUGUAGGGUAUGGCAUGACCGGUAGAGGGCUCAUAGGCUGGUGGUAUAUGCCCAUUUGCUUUUCAGCAUGCCAUGUUAAAUCUGAUAUAAUGUAGGCCUAUGCGCACACAUGCGCACAUAUGACAUACUUAUUUAAAAAGAUAUAUAUUUCGUUUUUUUAUAUAUUUUUUAUAACUUGUUUAUUUUAUUUUUUCACAUAUGCGAUUGCAAUUGGAGUAAAGGAAAUAGGAUUAAAUUUAUUUCCAUGUCAAAAAUGUGUAUUUACAUCAUCAGAUUAUUACUAAUUUCUAAUCGUUUUUGCUGAUCACGUCGUUUAUUUAUAACUUCAUUCCGAUCUAAAUUGUAUAGAGGUACAUUUUCUUCAGCCACACCAUUUUCGAUUCCGUCUUCCUCUUCCCAAGCAUCAUUCAAAUGUUUUGCUACAUUGUGAAGCAUUGCACAACUUAUUACUAAAUUGGGAACAUUUUCGACUGCUAUUCUAAUUUGGCUCGAGAGUAUGAGAAAACGACGUUCCAUCUGGCCAAAAACUCGUUCAAUUAUUACUCUUUCCUGAGCACGGGUCGAAUUGUAAUUCCGCUCACGAGCAUUUCUUGGUUCGUCAAAAGGAGUCAGUAACCAAGGAGUAAUUCCAUAUCCGCUAUCACCAAGGAGACAAACAUCACCAUCGUAUCGGCGCACCACGUCCUGAAUUCCACUCACUCGCCAAAUCCUGCCAUCAUGUACACUCCCUGGCCAUUGAGCAUCCACACUUGGUAAUUUUUUCAUGAGCGUCACAAGUCAUCUGAAUGUUUAUUGUUGUUUUUCCUUUUCUGUUCACAUACUCGUCGCCGAAUUCCGAAGGUUUGAUAAUAUGCACGUGAGUGCAAUCUAUAGCACCAAUGACAGUCGGAAUGCGAAAUUUUGAAGCCCAAUCUGCAUUGGCCUGAUCCAUAUCUUCAAUAGUGCGUGGAAAUUUAAUCCAAUCUUCAGACUUCGACACUAUUUUAUCCAAUACACUUGAAAAUGUUCUGCUGACGGUACUUCUUUCAAUCCCCAUGUCGUUGGCAACACCACUUUGGAAUCCUGGAUCACUAACUUAUCUCAGAAAAAUUUCCAUCUUUUUCCGUGCAGUUAAUCCUCCACCUCCUUGUUUUCAUCAAGAAAUUGCGAAGUUUCACACCACACAGGUUCAUAAAUGCAGCCAUCUUUCAUGUAAAAAUACGACUGCAAGUCUGGGGUCGGGUUGACUUGCGAAUGGGCGAGUAUUUACUUGCGUUUAUUCACACCAAAAUUGGCAUUUACUAGCCUCUCAAGUAUUUACUCGCGAGUAAGAGUAAAUACUUGUUUUAUUCACUUCAAUUUUGGCGUUUACUUGUCAUUUUAAUUUGUUCAAGUAUUUACUUGUCCUACUCGUUUUUAUUCACACCGCCCAAUAUGUUUAUAACACAAGCUGUGAGCAGUGAAAACGUUACAGGGGUCUUAUCAAGAUCUUAAACAAACUUUAUGUAAAAAAUAGAUGGGCGGUGUUGUGCACCUUGAGAGACUUAUUGUAUUCUUUCAAAUAACUAUUUCAUCUAAAUCUUUUUUUGUUUUUCGACUAAGAAACAGUGAAUAUUGUAUUAAUAAAUUAGAGGACAAUAAAUUGUAAGUCGUUUAAUAA